Messenger RNA from Austrofundulus limnaeus, 3711 nucleotides. It is a transcript of the gene oplah, whose product is annotated as 5-oxoprolinase, ATP-hydrolysing. The record is from RefSeq and is a predicted model, not a curated record. Gene Ontology annotation, biological process: glutathione metabolic process. Gene Ontology annotation, cellular component: cytosol. Gene Ontology annotation, molecular function: 5-oxoprolinase (ATP-hydrolyzing) activity. NCBI's taxonomy places the organism in Eukaryota, Metazoa, Chordata, Actinopteri, Cyprinodontiformes, Rivulidae.
ACGUGUUCAGUUUGUUGUGCGGUGGCGCCGUGUUUGUCUCGCAGUCGAACCCGAACCAAACAGAGAGAACCAGAACAUCAGGCUCCCAUCGGAUUAUCAGCUUGCCACACAGCCGGCCAGCAGCAGAGACGGGCGGAUACAACCUCUCCGACUCGACUCACAGAUCCAGCAGCAGCCCUCCUCGCUCCUCCUCAUCAUGGCUGAAACUGCGGGGAAGUUCGACUUUGCCAUCGACCGCGGCGGCACCUUCACAGACGUGUUCGCCCGGCUGCCCGACGGCCGCGAGAGGGUCCUGAAACUGCUGUCGCGAGACCCCCAGAACUACAAGGACGCCCCCACUGAGGGGAUCCGCAGAGUCUUGGAGGAGGAAACAGGACAGGUGUUCCCUCGUCACCAGCCUGUAGACACCUCUCUGAUUGGCUGGAUCAGAAUGGGCACCACGGUGGCGACCAAUGCGCUGCUGGAGAGACGGGGAGAAAGGACGGCGCUCCUGGUCACGAGGGGCUUCAAGGACUUGCUGCACAUCGGCACACAAGCCAGACCCAAGCUGUUUGACUUGGAACCUCCACUGACGUGAGCCGGUACGCGGGUCAGUAUGAACACGUGUUCGAGGCCACGACAGCGGGAGUCACCCUGCAGGCGCCUCAGCUGGACAUCAACACUGUGGCUGCAGGAGGGGGGUCCCGGCUAUUUUUCAGAUCAGGGAUGUUUGUUGUUGGACCGGAGUCCGCAGGUGCACAUCCAGGACCGACCUGCUACAGAAAAGGGGGUCCUCUGACUGUGACAGAUGCUAACUUGGCUCUGGGUCGCCUCCUUCCGUCUUUCUUCCCAAAAAUCUUUGGACCAGAGGAGAACGAAGCCCUGUCCGUGGAGGAGACCAUGAAAAAUUUCCAUCUUCUCACAGAUGAGAUCAACCUUUUCCUGUCUUCCAACCAAUCCAAGGUUGGAGCAAAUGGGACCAAUAAAUCACAGAACAGCGUGGUGCCUAACAGCCAAUCAGAGAUGAGUGUGGAAGAGGUUGCUAUGGGAUUCGUUCGUGUUGCUAACGAGGCCAUGUGUCGACCAAUCAGAGCUCUGACUCAGGCCAAGGGUCACGAUACUUCGCAGCAUGUGUUGGCAUGUUUCGGAGGUGCAGGUGGCCAACAUGCCUGUGCCAUCGCCCGAGCCCUGGGGAUGAAGACUGUCUUCAUACAUAAGUACAGCGGCGUGUUGUCGGCAUACGGUCUGGCUCUAGCAGAUGUUGUGGAGGAGCAGCAGGAGCCGUGCUCGCUGAAGUACGAGCAGAAGUCUUUCAGCGAGCUCGACCGCAGGAUGGAGCAGCUCUCCAAACGCUGCCGCGACACGCUCCAGAGUCGAGGCUUUACGAGUGGUCAGUUAACCACUGAGGUUUUUCUCCACAUGCGUUACAAAGGCACCGACUGCGCGCUCAUGGUUUCUGCUGAYGGUUACCCUUGCAACGCAGAGUCCUGUCGAGCCGGCGAUUUCCACACCGCCUUCACCAAACGUUACAUGAAGGAGUUUGGAUUCACCAUCCCAGACAGAGACAUCAUGGUGGAUGACAUCAGAGUGAGAGGUUGUGGGAAAUCUGGAAUCCGGUCGGUGUAUAAACCGAAGCUGGAACACAGACAAGCCAAACCUGUCAUGACGACAAAGUGUUAUUUUGAGAACGGUUAUUUGGACACAAGUGUGUAUCUGUGGGAGGAGCUGCCGUGUGGAUGCGCCGUYCAAGGACCGGCCAUCAUCAUUGACAAAAACAGCACCAUCCUGGUGGAGCCGUCCUGUGAGGCCCGUCUGACCGAAGAGGGCGACGUUUGCUUGACUGUGGGUUCGGACCACGGGUGCGUCCUCGGCACCGAGCUCAACACCGUCCAGCUCUCCAUCUUCUCCCACCGCUUCAUGAGCAUAGCCGAGCAAAUGGGACGAGUGCUUCAAAGGACCUCCAUCUCCACGAACAUCAAGGAGCGCCUGGACUUCUCCUGUGCCGUGUUCGGACCCGACGGAGGCCUGGUGUCCAACGCGCCCCACAUACCCGUCCAUCUGGGAGCCAUGCAGGAGACGGUCCAGUACCAGAUCAGAUCACUGGGAAACCAGCUGAGCGAAGGGGACGUAAUUCUGAGCAACCACCCRUGUGCCGGCGGCAGCCACCUCCCGGACCUCACCGUCAUCACACCGGUGUUCAGAACGGGAGUGAGCAGUCCGGUGUUCUUUGUAGCCAGCAGGGGGCACCACGCCGACAUCGGAGGCAUCACGCCGGGCUCCAUGCCCCCCCACUCCACCUCCCUCCAGCAGGAGGGGGCRAUCUUCGUUUCUUUUAAGCUCGUCAGUGGUGGGAUUUUCCAGGAGGAAGCUGUCACCGAAGCUCUGAUGGCUCCGGCUCAGUACCCCGGCUGCUCUGGGACUCGUAAUCUCCACGACAACCUGUCAGACCUGCAAGCUCAGGUGGCAGCCAAUCAGAGAGGCAGCCAGUUAGUGGGGGAGUUGAUCGACACGUACGGCCUUGCUGUGGUUCAGGCGUACAUGGGGUACAUCCAGAGUAACGCGGAGCUGGCGGUGAGGGACAUGCUGAAAGAGUUUGCACACCGUCGCCGGCAGCAAACCGGCUCCUUGGAGGUGGAGUCAGAAGAUCUCAUGGACGACGGGACGCCGAUCAGACUGAGGGUUCAGAUUAACGAGGAGGAGGGCAGCGCGGUGUUUGACUUCACGGGGACGGGAACAGAAGUGUGGGGGAACUGCAACGCCCCCCGAGCCAUCACUCUGUCCGCUCUCAUCUACUGCCUGCGCUGCAUGGUCGGCCAGGACAUUCCCCUCAAUCAGGGUUGUCUCACUCCGGUCAAAGUCAUCAUCCCCCCCGGCUCCAUCCUCCAGCCGUCCCAGAACGCAGCAGUGGUUGGAGGAAACGUGCUCACGUCCCAGAGAGUGGUGGACGUCAUAUUCAAGGCGUUUGAAGUGUGCGCCGCCUCCCAGGGCUGUAUGAACAACAUCUCGUUCGGCAGUGAGAAGGUUGGUUAUUAUGAGACUGUGGCCGGAGGGGCUGGAGCAGGACCCGGCUGGGACGGGCGGAGCGGAGUGCACUCUCACAUGACCAACACCCGCAUCACUGAUCCGGAGAUUUUAGAAAAGAGGUAUCCGGUGAUUUUAGAGCAUUUCUCUCUGAGGACCGGCUCCGGAGGGGCAGGGAGGCACCGCGGCGGAGACGGCGUGAUUCGGAAGCUCUUGUUUAGGAACAAGGUGGUCCUGUCGGUCCUGACAGAACGGCGAACCAUUCGCCCCUAUGGCCUUAUGGGCGGAGAGGACGGAGCGRCGGGGCUGAACCUGCUCCACAGAGCUGAUGGACGAGUCCUCAACCUGGGAGCCAAAACCAGCGUCAGCCUUCAGCCAGGGGACAUGUUCUGCCUCUACACCCCGGGAGGAGGUGGGUAUGGAGAAGAGGAGGUGAACGGGACGCCUCAGACAAAACGAAGGCGUUUAAAUGAGACGUUCUCAGAACGRGGGAGCAUCUUUGAGUUCAGAAUGGCUCAAGAAGGGGUAUAAAAAAGAAGAAGAUGAAGUUCUAGACUCUAGUUUUUAACACAAACUGGUAUCUGAUCAAAUCAAAUGAUGCAGCUGCUCAUCUGUUCAAACUGAACACGAGUUUGUAGAGGCUCAGUCUCUUUAUGUAGGUUUUUCUUCUGUUUUUAUUCAAAAGGACCAAAUAAACCCAUUUCAACAAAA